AUGGAGAAGGACACGGGCCAGGAGAACCCCUCGACCCGGUGGUCCAACGGUCUGCACCAGUUUUUGCAGUUGAAGCACUUGGGGAAGUUGGAACCACUCGGGUUAAAAGCGUACUUUGACAGCAACAUGGGCUUUCUGAAGAAAUACGCCUGGAUGUUCGGGAUGACGGGCACCUUGGGUGGGCGGCAGGAAAAAUCCUUUUUGCGGUCGAUCUACCAGGUGGACUUCUUCAAAUUGCCACGCUACGAGCAGAGGCGGUACUACCAGAUGCCGAGUUUGAUCUUGGACUCCGACGCGAUCGCCGCCGACAUGCAAAAAUCUUCCUCCGCCGCGGAGAACUACGCGCUGCAGUCGCUCGAGCAGUCGAAUGGCGAAGAGAUGGGCGAUUUCCACGGAAUUCAGCUUUCCGUUCCGGAUCAAAUCUGGGUCGACACGAUCGCCGAGGCCUUGAUCUACACGAUGCAGCCGUUUGCGAGGGAGAUUCUCCGGCGGCCUGCGAAGAACGAGAAAUUGAACCCGGACUUUGAGGACCGGAUUUUGAAGUUCCGGCUGCGGGGGAUGCGGUUGCAAAACCAGUUGUCGGAGCUGAUUGACAGCGAGAAGAUGCACUACGCCGCGUUGCGGAAUAAUCUGAACAAGGUGGAAGCGAUUCUGAAGGCGGUGGUAGGGGAUGACGUUUCGAACGUCGACGGACUCUGCGCUUCCACCAACUACGGGAUCAACGCUUUGUUCGGCACGGGGUACGAGGCGAAGAAGCUCCGCAGGGACUUCGUGAAUUUAGAGGAGGGCUUGCUGAAGGAAGUCCCAACCCUUCACGCGUUGUUGAAGGUUCUCGUGAACCGGGAGAUUUCCCUGGUGAAGAGGACUUUUGGGGACGAAGACACUUACCCGAAUUUGCCCGAAGAGUUAAAAGACAAAGACGAUAAGGAACUACAACCCUCCGGCCAGCCGACCGGUAACCCGUCAGAUUUGAACGUGCGGGGCUUGCCCGCGGUUCAGCCGCAAAUGGACUUGGCGAACCUUCUGGUGGAAGCAGUUACGGGGAAGUUGUCCGAGAAGGAGUUUCAGUCUAAAAUCCACCAACAAGCGAGGAACACCGAGAACGCGCAGACGGCGGAACAGCUGCAAUUCGGAAAACUGCAGAAGUUUUGGGACCGAGCGAAGCAUGGCGUGAAGAAAUAUUGGGAGAUCGGGGACGAGAAGGCGACCGCGGAACAGUACAUUAAGGGAAACAAAAAGUACCUCGAAGUCGCCUGUGCCACCUAUAUGAACGAUGAGUCGCAGAUUGUGACAGCGAAGACCGCGUCGCCGGAAGUUUUGGAAGCCUGUCCGGAGAUCGGGAAGGAGGUGAAAGCCGGGGACCAGAGGCAGAAGUUCGAACUCCGCUUCAAAAAGUGGAACGAACUGGAGAAGCGGAAUUUGUCGAAUCCAAGGAGGCGCGCAACCACCUUCACCGGAGAGGAUUUGGGGGAUGUGAGAAGAUCCGCUUUGAUCAUUGUGGAGUCCAUCAAGGAUAUGCAAGAAAAAAACUGUGUAAGUGUAAAUCUGUGAUGCAGAAAAUGCAAAACAGUUUACACUUGUCAUGCUUAACGUGUAUGAUCGGCUCGCUUCCUGUGUGUUUUCCCUUCCUAUCUGCGCAUAACAAGUUUUUCCUGUCAUGGCAGACAAACUUGUGAUGCUGUUUUCCCAAAAGACUUACACUGACGCAGUUUUUUUCCUGGAUAAAGGACGUGUCGACGCUCUACGACGCACUUUCCGCCCACCCGCAGUUGCGGGAGGCGGUGUAUUCCAAUGAAAAAUGCCCUCACCUCCGAACUUGGGAGCAUUUGUAUUGCAAACCUUUCCAAAUGAAACACUCGCCCUCUUGCAUCUAUCAGCAUCACAGGUUUCCGAUCGUGAAUUGUAGCAAAAAUUUGUAUUGCAAAAGACCCCAGCAAGAGCGGCGCUUGUCGUGCAUGCGAUGCGAUACACGUCUAGACUCUGCAUCAGAAAGAUUCAUCAUACUCCUUUCAUGCAUGACAAAAAGUUUUCAUUUGGAAACUUCGCAUCACAAAUUUUUGCAACUUUGGGGGUGGGGGCAUUUUUCACUGUGAUACGCUGCAGCCGAAGUUCUACAAGUUCGACCGAGUCUACACCGGGAACCCGCUCGAGGAAAAGAAGAUGCAACCCGGUGAAAUUCUCGUUACCACGAACAUCGGUGGGCGCGGGAUGGAUCUGGGCAUCACACCGGUGGUGGAAAACAACUACGGUUUGUUUGUCCUAGUUGGCUUCCUCCCCGCGGAUCGGGGUGGCAAGCGCGUGGAAGAGCAGGCGUUUGGCCGGACGGCCAGGUGCGGCAGGCCGGGGUCGGGGAUGUUA
Molecule: messenger RNA, 2358 nt
Organism: Amoebophrya sp. A120
Lineage: Eukaryota; Dinophyceae; Syndiniales; Amoebophryaceae
Source: the annotation of a GenBank genome assembly